Messenger RNA from Engraulis encrasicolus (European anchovy), 3460 nucleotides. RefSeq names its product chromosome 1 C6orf120 homolog (gene c1h6orf120). The coding region runs from base 234 to 887 and encodes 217 amino acids. The record is from RefSeq and is a predicted model, not a curated record. Lineage: Eukaryota; Metazoa; Chordata; Actinopteri; Clupeiformes; Engraulidae. The transcript has 3 exons.
UGGGGGUGCUGUUGUUCUUUGAUAACGAAGUGGUAGCAGCAUUGCACUGACAGCAGCAGAGGGAGCAGCAAUACGAAGAGAACACGAAAUGCAUUUUUCUCCUAAGUAACGAAUGAUAUUUUGCGCUCCUUCAGACAAUAUGUUCGGGCUGCCGUCGGACGGUAGAGGUGCGGUCGUCUCUCCAAGGUUGUGAUCGCUGACGUUACCGGGGCGCAGGCGGGCUGCCUGACGGAAUGGCUCCGUCACCACCACGGCGCUGCUGGGGGGGCGUCCUUGUGCUGCCACUGGUGGCGCUGCUGCUCCUGCUCCUGCCCCAGCAGGCCCGAGGCUUCCUGCCCUUCGGCGACGACGACGCCUCCGCGGCCCUGGCGGUGCCAAAGGAGUGGGUGCUGCUGCACGUGGUCCAGGGCCACAUCGGCGCGGGCAACUACAGCUACCUGCGGCUGAACCACGACGGCCGCAUCAUCCUGCACAUGCGCAGCCUGAAGGGCGACGCCGACCUGUACGUGUCGGACAAGACGCUGCGGCCCAGCUUCGACACCUACAAGCUGCAGUCGGCCACGUGCGGCCCGGACGUGGUGGUGGUGCCCGGCGAGUUCACCCGGCCCGUGGGCAUCGGCAUCUACGGGCACCCGUCGCACCAGGAGAGCGAGUUUGAGAUGAAGGUGUUCUACGACCAGGCGGCCUUGGCAGACGACCCCUUCCAGAGGGACGCCUACCCCUCGGAGGAAGGGGGACAGUACCCUCACAGAGGAGGGGGAGGUGCAGGAGGAGGAGGAGGAGGGGGAGGAGGAGGUGGCGAUGGGGACUAUGAGGAAGAGGAGGAGUCCAUCUUUUGGACCAUCCUCAUUGGGAUUUUGAAGAUCAUACUUGAAAUUUUGUUCUGAAGCACACACAGGAAUGGCAGAACAGCAGAGAGCCAGGCAGGGGUGCUUGUGAUGAUGUGAGCGAGAUUUGUGUUUUGUUUUUUUUGUCACUGACUGACGGCAAACCCGGAGGACAUUUUUUGGGGGAAAAAAAUAAACUUGCUGAUGCCUCAAAGUGAAGUGAUUUCUAAAAGCGCUAUUUUCAAGCAAGUAUUUUUUUGAUCAGACAAUUGUUUUUGUAUGGAUCAUCGCAAAGUGAACAAGGGGGGUGGGUGUGGGUGCAAAAAAACAAGUCAAAAAUCGGGAAGUGAGUUUAUCUUUCUGUGGCUUGGCUAUACACCUCUAGCUCACAAGUGUAACUUAAAGAGUAGGAGUACUGGCACACUUGUCACCUCGUUCACCGCACGCACACACGCACACACACACACACACACACACUGUAGUGAAAAUGCUGCAUAGAACUGUCUUGAAAUCAUGAAACCAACAUGCUACUUGGAUCUUUAUUUUCACUGGAUUUACUUCACAUCACCAUGUGGUAGUACAUAGUGUACGUGACAUUGUUUACUUAAACCAUACAUCGUCCACACCAUGCUACUUACAAUUGUAAUUUUUUUUUAUUGUUGGCAAAGCCGUUUUACUGCCCAUUUUGUUCCAUGGUGUUGUUCAGUUUAUUCAUGUGCGGGGGAAAAAAAAUGAGAACCACUACCCUUUUUAUAGUUUUGGGGGCUUUUAAUUGCCUUUAUUUGACAGGAUAGUGAAGGUAAUGACAGGAAGUGAAUGGGCAGAGAGAGAUGGGGAAGGGUCGGCAAAAGACCCGGGCCGGGAGAACCACUACCUUAAAGUCCUGCUCUGUGGCGGAAAAGACGGAGGCUGCAAGUCAGGGGUGAGUUUCUCAAAAGGGAAGUUGUUAGCCUGUUAGCAACUUCGGUAGUUGCCAAUGGGAAAAUGCAUUGAAAGCAACGAAGUAGUUAAUGUAGUAAGCAACUUUGGUUUCGAGAAACUCACCCCAGUCUAUAUCCUGCUGUCCUCUCCUGUGGCCUCCACCCUCGUGAUAAGAAGCGCGACCUCAUAGGGUAGGUGAUUGCAUCUUGCGAAAACCUUAUUCAUAUCUGCACCUUUUUCCCGGCCUUAGGUCAUUCACGUGAAUAGAAAUAGAACCCCCGCAGUACACUGUCACCUUUUUUUCUUUAACGAGUUUGCAGGUCUGCUUAUUGAGAACAACUCCUGUCAUUUUUCAUUUGCAAUCGGGUUGUUGAAGGGGGAAAGCCCCUUGGGGGCCUCCGCACAUCGGCUCGGACAAAGUGCAGAACACUGCUCUGCCAAAGUUCAAUUCCAUUGUUUUCAGGAAAACCCCGCACACCGGCACCGAUUAUCCAUGCUGUGGUGAAGUUGUGUGUGUUGGGGGGGAGACGACAUGGCUGUUAGAUGUUACAUGGACAUGGCUGUUAUUAGAUGUUACAUGGCUGCUAUUCAGGUUCCCCUGAUCAGCUGAUCUUAAUUAGUAUUCAAGACAGGUAGACCAGCUACUUAUUGGAGUGACGUGCGGGUAUACUAAGAAGCUGGUAGUAAACCAGGUAAAGUUAACCUUGUGGUAGAGGUAUAUCAUCUAAUAAAAAGCCUGGAGUACUCAUUUUCUUAACUAAAUGAUGUCAGUUACUAAGGCUGCACAAUAUAUCGAAAAUGUAUUGAAAUCGCAAUAUCAAGAGUGGCCAUAUGCAUAUCGCGAAAAUUAGUUCAUUAUCAAUAUCGGUAAAAUGAUCUCUAGCUGUAUGUCAACAAAUUCGUGAGAAGCCCGCCACGACCAAAGCCAUGCCCCCCAAACAGACCGACAAAUUAGUGACGAGAAAAACACUCGGCUAUAUUUCUAGAUAUCGUUUUCGAGGUAUUGCAUGCUGUUAAUCGAGUAUCCUUUUUUUUUUCUGAUAUCGUGCAGCCCUGUCAGGUAUUAGCAAGUUAACCACUUCCUGUAGGUUAACUAAGCCUGGUUUAUCACUUGACCAUGUUCUUAGUUUGACACCAGAGAGAGUUAAGAGAGAGAGGUUCCAUUGACCCAUUGUUUCCGGGUUCUAUUAUUGGGGGGGAAAUCCCCCUUUAGGCAGACCUAGGCAGACCUGAGGACUGUUCUAUUCAAUGCUAGGAGCAUUAUGACACGCCCCUUUAGGCAGACCGGAACCUGGUCACGUUAGGUGCCCAUAGAAACCUAUUAUGUUGGCAUAUCUCUAUACUUAAAGAAUCUCUGAUGACCCCCCCCCCCCUGCGUUGGAAGGGAGGGGAACUGUGGCAGGGUUUUACUCUCUGGACCUGGAAUUGACUCCUCUGCCCGUAGGAAAGGAUGACAGGUAGCCUACUAGAAUGACUUGUAGACCGGGAGGAGAGAAUCACGUGCCAGUCAGUCGGGAGAACUAAACUUUUGUGCCUUUUCAUCGCCCAACCAUCAACACAACCACCAAUCCUCCUACUACAACCUCCAACUCCACUCUCCCCAACCACACCACCCCUACCACUGGCCAAACACCUGGCUCACUCAAUCACACAGUGUGUUUGUAAAUUGUUUGUAAAUAUUUCCCAAAUAAAGAGAACCACCUAUGUUUGCA